UUUCGGCAUUUUUAGACUUAAUUGAUGAUGAGUUGAUAUUUAUUUAUUUGCAAGAAAAAUAAAUCUCAAUUGCAAAAACAAUAUUAUUGUACCAUUUGUAUAUGUUAUAGGGAUUGCAAAAUACAAACACAUUGAACAUAUAAUCAUUUGUCUAACACAUCAAUGUAACUACACGGAGCUGCACAAUCUAAACAUGACAAGUACUAGUGUUACUUGAUUGAUCGAUAGCUCAUGUAUGGGAUAUUAAACAAAUAAAUUUUGCUGCUGUCACACGCAUGCAGAUGGGCCUAGCAGAGUCUAGAAAAGGGACAGCCUGGCUGCCGGUGGGAUAAGGAAAGAAUAGAUAGGACGGACCCAUCCAUCCCUAAUCCUCUGACCGGCACAGGCGGAGACCUCCAGGGCUGCUCAGUCGCAUCACCAGCGACGCGAGGAACUCCCACCGCGCUCAUCCUCACCGGAGAAGCCAAGAGAGGCGGGGUCCCAUGUGCCUGCACAGAAACCGGGCUGGCGGGAGGCCAUUGCCGCAGCGAAUCGGCGCAGGAGGCGGCGUGCUUCCGGUGGCGGCGUCAGUGGCCCAGACUGCUGCGUUGCCUGAGCCGGAGGUGAGGCCAGACUCGCAACAAACGACUCCUCGUUCUCGAGCUCGACCUUGACCUGUAGGUCGAAGAUGGAAGGCGCGGCAGCGAUUGGAGCGCCGGUCUCCUCGUCCUUGGGCUCGACUUUGACGCUGAAGUCCAAGGCGAGAGGCGCGGCACCGACGAGAGCGCCGGUCUCCUCGUCCUCGGGCUCGACCUCGACGUUGAGGUCGAAGGCGAAUGGCGCUGCAGCGAGGGGUGCGCCGGCUUCCACGACCGGUGGCGGCGAGUCGAGUCCAGGGACAGGACCGAAUCCCGGCGGCAUGAAGUGCUCCGGGUCCUCGUCACUUUGCGCCGGCGUCGGCGUCGGCGGGUUGAAGAUGGCGCCAUGGAAGUACGCUGGGUACGGCGGUGGUGCGAGGGCGGCGACGAAAUCAUCUUCUUCGCCGAGUAAUGGGGCCGCUGGCCCGCCGAGGAGCCAAUCCAUCGGCGGUAUCUGGAACGCCGGUUGCAGAGGAGGAGGCGGGCUUGGAGGUGCCGCUUGAAGACCGUGAGCAUUCAGAGCGAUAGCCUGAGCACCGCGUCCAGUGCGAGGCGCGAAGGCCUGGCGUGGGUUGCCAUGGUGACGUCGGCCGUGGCGACGGCGGUUCCACACGAAGGGGCGACGACGGCCACCUAUUCCGGAGCGGUGGCGAAGGCCUCUGCCGUCGGUGCGGCGACGGAAGACGGCCCCGCGGCCAUGGCGGCGGAAGAUGUUGCCGAAGCGACGAAGACGACGGCGACGGGCGAAGAACGGGCGGCGGUUCUCGCUUUGCAGGAAGCGAACAAACGCGGAUGCGAUGUCUGGCAAGUUUCUUGCCAUCUUACCUUCCUUUUCUUGGUCCUUCCUUCUCCGGUGAUUGCUCUUGGUAGAGCUAGCGUGGCUGAUAACGUGUAACGAAUGAAAAGGGAAUGGAAUCAACUGAUUUCUUCAUUGAUCAUCAA
This is a messenger RNA of Hordeum vulgare subsp. vulgare (domesticated barley), 1559 nucleotides long. RefSeq names its product loricrin-like. NCBI's taxonomy places the organism in Eukaryota, Viridiplantae, Streptophyta, Magnoliopsida, Poales, Poaceae. The coding region runs from base 668 to 1120 and encodes 150 amino acids. The transcript is spliced from 2 exons. The record is from RefSeq and is a predicted model, not a curated record.